AUGAAGACAUUCAGUGGCCACGAAGUUUUUGCCCUAGAUGAUUUUGAAUUAUCGAUGGAACAUGUUUCUGAAUUUAGACAUGCUGGAAUGUGUUCAUUGUCAAACCAUCAGAAAAAUCCACUCACUUUGUUUUGCGCUGGUCCUCAAUGUCAAAAACCUAUAUGUUAUUCUUGUUGUCUUACAAGCCAUAUGCCAACAGAUAACAAGAAGCAUAUCACAAGGGAUAUUGAAGAAGUCUAUACUGAAAAAGUUAAACACAUGAUAGAGAAAAAAGACAAAAUACUCAAGACGGAGAGAGAAUUGGUUGGGCUUUCAAAAAGAAUCAAUGAACAAUUAGAUAGGCUUGCAGCAAACGCGGAUACUACAAAGAAAGAAAUUCAAGCAAUAUUUAAAAUAGCAGUAAAAAUACUGGAGCGUCGAAGAGAUCUCUUAAUAGAGAAUACUGAUAAGCUGACAAAGAACAAAAUCACUCUUUUAAAGAAGCAAGAUACAGAAGUUAUCAAUUUCAUUGAAACCAUCAGGGACGCGUGUAGAUUUCUUGAUCAAACUGUUGCUACCAAAAAUCAAUCAGCAUUUCUCCUUCUUUCAAAAACCAUCUCAGACCGAUUAAACCAUUUACUAAACACUAACUUUGAUACCGAACCACGCGACUGCAAUCCUGUUUUAUUUUCCAAAGCAAAUUUAGGAACUAAAUUGCAACGAUUUGUUGAUACAUUUGGAAAUAUAUUUUCGUCGUUUGCAUUUGGCCCUAAAACAAAAGUCACAUUUCCAACAGCAAUUGAGACAGAAAAAGAUUUUGACAUUAUAAUUGAACUUUUUGAUUACUAUGAUGCACAGGUAUUAGAUGAAAUGAUAAUUACUUGUGUACUAUUUGAAACGGCGGACGCACCUCUGGCAUCCGUAGGAGAAUUGUCAUUUACUCAUAUGGAAAAUGGAAAAUAUAAAGCAUCUUGUAAAAUAAUGGAUACUGGUAUCCAGAGAAUUAUUAAAGUAGGAGUGAUGAUGAAUAGUAGAGACUUUUAUGUCGUUGAACUGAAAACAAUGAUUGAAAUUAAGCCGAAAGAACAGCAAACAAAUAGUAAGAUUAAAAUUAUUCACUACCUUUGUACACUGGGUAUAGUAUAUGCCUUUGACAACUAUAGUCAGAUUCUAUUUUAUUGA
Molecule: messenger RNA, 1161 nt
Organism: Mytilus californianus (California mussel)
Lineage: Eukaryota; Metazoa; Mollusca; Bivalvia; Mytilida; Mytilidae
Exons: 1
Coding region: 1-1161 (386 amino acids)
Source: RefSeq, a predicted model, not a curated record